Messenger RNA from Tarenaya hassleriana, 1232 nucleotides. RefSeq names its product probable aldo-keto reductase 4. Bases 50 to 1072 code for a protein of 340 amino acids. Gene Ontology annotation, cellular component: cytoplasm. The transcript is spliced from 5 exons. NCBI's taxonomy places the organism in Eukaryota, Viridiplantae, Streptophyta, Magnoliopsida, Brassicales, Cleomaceae. The record is from RefSeq and is a predicted model, not a curated record.
UCUCAGAAACAAAAAAACGAGAAAAAGAAAUCUUCGAGACGCAGCAUCCAUGGCGACGAGUGGAGUACGAAGGAUCAAGCUCGGAAGCCAAGGCCUUGAGGUCUCCGCGCAAGGCCUUGGUUGCAUGGGUCUCUCCGCCUUCUACGGCACUCCGACACCGGAAUCCGAGGCCAUCGGUCUCCUUCACCACGCCAUUAACUCCGGCAUCACCUUCCUCGACACCUCUGACAUCUACGGUCCCGAGACCAACGAGAUUCUCAUCGGCAAGGCUCUGAAGGAUGGAAUGAGGGAGAAGGUAGAAGUGGCGACCAAAUUCGGUAUCAGUCAUCUUGCGCAAGGGGUGAGCGAGAUAAGGGGAGAUCCUGCGUAUGUCAGGUCUGCUUGUGAGGCAAGUUUGAGAAGGCUUGGCGUCGAAUGCAUUGAUCUCUAUUACCAGCAUCGGAUCGAUACCCGUGUCCCAAUCGAGAUCACUAUGGGAGAACUCAAGAAACUGGUCGAAGAAGGCAAGAUACAGUACGUCGGGCUAUCUGAAGCUUCUGCCUCGACUAUCAGAAGAGCACAUGCUGUUCAUCCGAUAACAGCUGUUCAGUUAGAGUGGUCCUUGUGGUCGAGAGACGUUGAAGAAGAUAUCGUCCCUGCCUGCAGGGAACUCGGGAUCGGGAUUGUUGCUUACAGUCCUCUCGGACGAGGCUUCUUUGCAUCGGGACCCAAGCUUCUCGAGAAACUAGAGCAAGGUGACUAUAGAAAGGAUCUACCGAGGUUCCAAGCCGAAAACGUAGACCACAACAAGGUUAUGUACGAGAAGGUGACUUCCAUGGCGGAAAAGAAACAAUGUACUCCGGGGCAACUAGCACUGGCGUGGGUUCACCACCAGGGAAACGAUGUGUGCCCCAUUCCAGGAACCACCAAGAUCGAUAACCUCAUUCAGAACAUUCGAGCUUUGUCCGUGAAGCUCACUCCCGAAGAAAUGGCUGAGCUCGAAGCCUUUGCCCGGCCCGACUUCGUUAAGGGGGAGAGGUAUAACCGUGACAUCCCUACCUACAGAGAGUCCGACACUCCGCAACUCGGGUGAGUUGCACUCGUUCUGCUUCUGUACCACCGAGUCGCAUGUAAGGCUACUGAGAUAAAUGUAGUGAUUUUGUUCUAUAGAAAAAAAAUAACACGCAAUGUAAGAUUACUACAAACAAACAAAGCGCAGGAAGCCAUAUCCUUAUAAGGGCACAUUAUAUUUC